AUGACUGCAAGAUCAAGUCUUACCUUGGAUAGUGACAGUGAAUUGCAACAGCAGCUGCAUCAGCUCUCACAAUGGGAGUUCCAACUAGAGCACCAGGAGUGUAGAGAGGGCUGGGUACCUGUAGCUGAAAAGGUACUGCUGGCUGUUGGGGCUCUUCUGGCAUGUGGGGAAACUGCCAGGUCAAAGGUGCAACAGGAGCCUGCAUUAGCUGCUUGGACUGAGUACUGGCAGGAUCUAGCAUACCAGGUGGAAAUCCCGGUUUUUGAGGCUGAAAAGAACCUGCUCCUUGAGGCCUUUGAAGAGCUUGCUGAGGUACCAAAACUGGUGGCUGUUGCUGGAAUUGUGAUGGUUUCUGAGGUACCAAAACUGGUGGCUGUUGCUGGAAUCGUGAUGGUUUCUGAGGUACCAAAACUGGUGGCUGUUGCUGGAAUCGUGAUGGUUUCUGAGGUACCAAAACUGGUGGCUGUUGCUGGAAUCGUGAUGGUUUCUGAGGUACCAAAACUGGUGGCUGCUGCUGGAAUCGUAUUGGAUUCUGAGCUUGGUGAGGUGACAGAACUGGUGGCUGUUUCUGGAAGCUUAAUGGAUUCUGGGGUCGCUGAGGUCCCAAAACUGAUGGCUGUUGCUGGAAGCUUAAUGGAUCCUGGCCUUGCUGAAAUUCUGACCACUGUUCCACUGACAAACUAACUGCCAAAAGCAGCAGAAAUCCAAUGCUAUUGAAAUAUACCAAACCCAUUGUCAUAAAACUCUGAGUACCUCAGA
Messenger RNA from Paramisgurnus dabryanus, 759 nucleotides. The record is from RefSeq and is a predicted model, not a curated record. Lineage: Eukaryota; Metazoa; Chordata; Actinopteri; Cypriniformes; Cobitidae.